AUGUUGCAGUUUAACAUGCGGCGAGAGCUUCCCUUCCUAAAACAUAAAGACAGAGAGAGGGAAGCUCCAAAUGUCCUCCCACAGCCCGGCAAGGGGAAAGAUAAUGCCAGCAUGCAGAGUGGCUUUUCCGCAACCACUCCAUCGAACUCCCAGUCCGUACUGCUCCUGGCACCCGAGGGGAAUUAUAACUAUUAUGUGGAUGAUGAAGACGAGGAAGAGGAAGAGAAAGAACAGGGAAAAUGGCCAAGUGGAGACACAACUGAGGGAGAAAACAAGCCCUUGUCAUUCAUUCCUUGUGCCCCCAAACUUUCCUACAGAGCUCCAGCCACGUCUUCCACUUCAUCUGUGCUGAAUAUCAAUGUUGGCGGCCAAAGCUACCGUCUCACCUACCAGGCAGUGGCCAUCUAUCCUAAGACCCGCCUGGGCCGCUUGGCUACCUCCACUGACCGUCGCUGCCAGCUGGGCCUGUGCGAUGACUACGCUGCCCAGGUAGAUGAGUAUUUCUUUGACCGGGACCCAGCCGUCUUCCAGCUGGUGUACAACUUCUACGCAUCGGGGGUGCUGCGCGUUCGGGAUGAGCUGUGUCCCCGUAGCUUCCUGGAGGAACUGAGCUACUGGGGUGUGCGGCUCAAAUACACACCUCGCUGUUGCCGCAUCUGCUUUGAGGAGCGCCGCGACGAGCUGACCGAACAGCUGAAGGUCCAACGCGAGCUGCGCUCCCAGGCAGAGGCUCAGGAGAACGAGCAGCUCUUCCAUCACAUGCGCUACUAUGGUCCCCAGCGUUGGCGUCUCUGGAACCUCAUGGAGAAGCCCUUUUCCUCUGUCACCGCUAAGGUGAUGGCAGUGGCGUCCAGCUUCUUCGUGCUCAUCUCUGUGGUGGCCCUGGCCCUCAACACAGUGGAGGAGAUGCAGCAGGUAGACCGGAAGAGUGGGGAGAGCCGGCCUGUCUUGGAGCACAUUGAGACCCUGUGCAUCGCGUUCUUCACACUGGAGUACCUGCUGCGCUUGGUGUCUACCCCAGACCUGCGCCGCUUUGCCAGCAGCGCCCUCAAUGCGGUAGACCUCAUUGCCAUCCUGCCCCUCUACCUGCAGCUGCUACUUGAAUGCUUUGCUGAUGAUGACCAGCCCCGAGGUCGGGGCUCUCAGCAUGAACAUGAUAUUGAAAAGGUGGGAAGGGUGGGCAAGGUGGGACAAGUGCUUCGCAUCAUGCGCCUCAUGCGCAUCUUCCGCAUCCUCAAGCUGGCCCGCCACUCCACAGGGCUGCGUGCCUUCGGCUUUACCUUGCGACAGUGCUACCAGCAGGUGGGCUGCCUUUUGCUCUUCAUUGCCAUGGGCAUCUUUGCCUUCUCUGCCAUGGUCUACACAGUGGAGCACGACGUCUCCAGUACCAACUUCACCAGCAUCCCCCAUGCUUGGUGGUGGGCUGCCGUCAGCAUCUCUACAGUGGGAUAUGGAGAUAUGUGUCCAGAAACUCACCUUGGACGCCUGUUUGCUUUCCUCUGCAUUGCGUUUGGAAUAAUCCUGAAUGGCAUGCCCAUCUCCAUUCUCUACAACAAAUUCUCAGACUAUUACAGCAAGCUGAAGGCCUAUGAGUACACUGCUCUCAAGAAAGAAAGGGGGAAGGUGGACUUCACACGGAGGGCCAUGAAGAAAAUAUCUGAAUGCUGUGGAGAAGGUGCAACCCACCCGUUGUCAUAG
This is a messenger RNA of Apaloderma vittatum (bar-tailed trogon), 1698 nucleotides long. It is a transcript of the gene KCNV2, whose product is annotated as potassium channel, subfamily V, member 2. Gene Ontology annotation, molecular function: voltage-gated potassium channel activity. Gene Ontology annotation, cellular component: membrane; voltage-gated potassium channel complex. Gene Ontology annotation, biological process: potassium ion transmembrane transport; protein homooligomerization. The coding region runs from base 1 to 1698 and encodes 565 amino acids. Lineage: Eukaryota; Metazoa; Chordata; Aves; Trogoniformes; Trogonidae. The transcript is spliced from 2 exons. The record is from RefSeq and is a predicted model, not a curated record.